CUGCAGAGCGCUGGUGGUUCUGGGAUUGGAUCGCCAAGCCAGGCCAUGGCGCUGCAGCCUCACCGACAGAACAAAAAACGUGGGCUUGAGAACCCCCGCAGCCUCCUGCGCCUGUCCAUGGAGAGCCUGCUGAGGGAGGAGGACCGGGUCAUCGCCGCUCUGGAACACUUUCCCCAAGAACUCUUCCCACAACUCUUCCUAGAGGCCUAUGCGCAGAAAUGCAGGGAGAUUGUGAAGGCCAUGGUGCGUUACUGGCCUUUCCAGUGUCUCCCUGUGGGGUGCCUCAUAGAAAACUUGAAUCUUCCGAAGACUUUCCGUGGUCUACGGGAUGUGUUGGACGGAAUUGAUAUUCUACUCUCUCGAAAGUUUCACUCCAGGAGGUGCAAACUGGAGGUGCUCGAUUUGCGUUACACUGCUCAGAAGUUCUGGACUCAGUGGUGUAAUAGAGAAGAAACUGAUCAAAGCACUUCGAGAGUGAAGAUUGAUGAAAGUUCCAGGAAGAUGCACCCAGCUGCGCCUCUGGAGGUGAUCUUAGAUUUGUUGCUCAUCAAUGGUGACACGGAUCAGUUGAGCUCCAUCAUUGUGAAGUGGGCAAGUGGGAGGAAAAAAAUCCACCUGUGUAUUCGGAAAAUGUACUUCGUGGACUCGCCCUUCCACAAUCACGACAUGGAUUUCAUUCAGCCUGGCUGUAUCCAGGAAGUGGAAGCAACGUUCGUGAAUAGGAAGCUCAGCUUCGAAACCUUCUCUCCUCUCGGCCAGAUGAAGCGGCUGCAGCGACUGUGUCUUAUCGUGAUGGGCCUCGAACACAUCUGCCCUGGGAAUCAGGCCCGGGAGCAGCUCGUCACUGAGCUCUCCUCUCAGCUGCUCAAGCUGCACGACCUGCAGGAGCUCUAUGUGGAUUCAUUUUUCUUCUUCAGAGGCCAUCUGGACAAAGUACUCGGGUCCCUGACACCCCAGUUGAAAGCCCUGACAAUCCUUCACUGUCCGCUUCUCGAACGAGACUUGACCCAUCUGUGCCAGUUCCGCAGCCUCCCCCAGCUGAGGGAGCUGAGUCUGAGAGGCACCGACCUGAGCGUGGUUGGGGAGUCCCUCCCAAAUAUGCUGGAGAGCUGUGCCUCCACCCUGCAGGACCUGGACUUAGGAAUAUGUAGGCUCCAGGACGUCCACCUGGAGGCCAUCCUGCCUGUGCUGAAACUCUGCUCCCAGCUCAAGAUCCUGAACCUCCACUGGAACGACGUGUCCAUGGCCUUCCUGGUCCAGAUGCUGCGCGACCUGGCCGGGCUGCCCCACUUAGUGAUGGAGCUGUAUCCGCCCCCUCAGGAGAGCUACCGGCCUAACGGCGGCGGCCUCCGGUACGCAGCCUUGGAGGUGGUUUGUGAAGAACUGUUGGAGGUUCUCAGGGACUUAGGGCAGCCCAGGUCCAUCAUGAUCGGCUGCGAUCUCUGUUCCUACUGUAGCACGAUUAUCUUCAACAGCGGCCAGCCCAUGUUAAGCCCCGCCUGCUGCAGAAGCGUUCAGAUUCGGAAGAUUUCACAUUGGAACUCUGAGGACAAGGGAGUGACUAUUUUGGGGUUUUAGGGAUCAGGUCUGUGGAUUCAGAGGUGGUCCGUGUGACAGUAAAAAUGAAUAGUGGGGACUGUUGAGUGAUUUAUAGUGGGCGUAUGAUGGGGGGCUUUGGAGACUUGUAGCUGCAAAAUCUGUAUUACCGAGACAUUUGCACCUGGGAUAUACCUGUACGUUCGUUGUUCAUAUAGACAGUGUUAAAGUUG
This is a messenger RNA of Sorex fumeus (smoky shrew), 1769 nucleotides long. Its product is annotated as PRAME family member 12-like. The transcript is spliced from 4 exons. Gene Ontology annotation, biological process: positive regulation of cell population proliferation; negative regulation of DNA-templated transcription; negative regulation of cell differentiation. The record is from RefSeq and is a predicted model, not a curated record. Lineage: Eukaryota; Metazoa; Chordata; Mammalia; Eulipotyphla; Soricidae. Gene Ontology annotation, cellular component: cytoplasm. The coding region runs from base 46 to 1578 and encodes 510 amino acids.